Messenger RNA from Micromonas pusilla CCMP1545, 1172 nucleotides. RefSeq lists its product as uncharacterized. Lineage: Eukaryota; Viridiplantae; Chlorophyta; Mamiellophyceae; Mamiellales; Mamiellaceae. The transcript has a single exon. The coding region runs from base 1 to 1098 and encodes 365 amino acids. The record is from RefSeq and is a predicted model, not a curated record.
AUGGCGGCCGCGAUGGCGACGACGUCCGCGACCGCGCUCGUCGCGUCGCGACGCGCCGCGACGGACGCGAGCGCGCUGUCCUCGCGCGACGCGCUCCGCGCCGCGCCGCUCGCGCCCUCGCGCCGUCGUCCGGGGGGCGCGGCCGCGAUCUUCUUCCGCUCGGGGGGGCGCGCGUCGUCGUCGAACGCGUCCUCCGCGACGACCGCGUCCGCGUCGAACGCCGCCGGCGGCGAUCCGUGGUGGAAACCCCCGGCCACGCCGCGCGCGGCGGGCGCGACCGAGCCUCGCGCGGGCGCGGGCGGUCUGUCCAGGAGCGCCCCGCGCGCGACCGGCGGCGGCGUCGUUUCGGGCGCCUCGGAGAGAAGCGGCGCCGCGGAGCGAAGAAGAGCGCCCCCGCUCGCGGCGCCGGGGGCUCCGUCUCGCGUCGCCGACUACACCCGCUCCGGCGGCUCCCUCCAGAUCACGCGCGAGCUCCUCCAGCGCGCGCGCAGGGCGAGGGCGGACCGAUCGCGACGGACGCGCCAGGAAGAGAGCGUCUUCUCCCGGAGCGGUGGCUUCGUCUACGCGAGAGACUUUUUCUCCCCGGACGACUUCCGCGUCGUGAGAGAGGCGUGCGAGACGCUGCGCGCGUCCUUGGCGACGGAGCGCCGCGCGUGCGCGAAGCAACGGCUGGGCGUGAUGAUCCCGCGCGAGCACGUCGUCCACCGCGCGUUCAUGAACCAGACCGUCGCGGACCGGAUAUCGCGGCUGGUCGGGAAAGACCUCCAACCCGCGGACGUCCCCGUGGAGUUUCGCGUGUACCCGCCGGGGAGCGCGAUGGACUGGCACCAGGACGUCGCGCUGUACACGGAGCCGCAGUACGAGCUCGUGUUCACGCUGGACAACACGUCGGACUCGCAGACGCAGUGGCAGGACGGCGAGGGAGCGAGGAGGGGCGGGUGGACGGAGCCGAACAGCGUCAUCGUCGUCCGCGCGGAGAGCGUGAUUCACCGCGUGACGCCCAUCACGAAGGGGGAGCGAUCGAUCGUGAAGUUCGCGUUCACGUCCACGCUGGAGAAGACGAGGGAGUAUUACGAGAACCUGCAGACGUACGACUGACGCGAGCGACGACGAGUUGGGGGGGGGAUGCGUGUUAGCUAGGUCGCCGCGAUAGAGAGGCCGAUCGUCGAUCG